Symbiodinium pilosum is the source of this 726-nucleotide messenger RNA. Lineage: Eukaryota; Dinophyceae; Suessiales; Symbiodiniaceae. The record is from the annotation of a GenBank genome assembly.
AUGGCGGCUGACAGCCGACUUUCUUUGGACGACUUCAGCUGUGCGAAACAUGUUGCCUACUUCAAGCAGCAUGCGAAGAAGCUGCCAGACGUGUACAAGUCGAUGGACACCAACCGGCUGACUUUGCUUUAUUUCAGCGUGUCGGGUCUGGACCUGCUGGGGAAGCUGGACGAACUGGAUCGGGAGCAGACGAUCGAGUACAUCUACUCCUACCAGUCGCCUUUGCCUGACCACGGCGGCUUCUAUGGCUGCCCCAGGGUAUCCUUCGACACUCCGGAGCUGGACAAGUGUAACAAUCAGCCCCACAUCGCGAACACCUACGUUGCGCUGGUCAUGCUGAUAAUACUUGGCGAUGAUCUUGGGCGAGUUAACCGAAGCUCACUUGGACAGUCGCUGCGCAAAUGGCAGCUGGAGGAUGGUAGCUUUUGCUGCGUGCACUGCAUAUCUAGCCUCGACAGCGAGAGCGACAUCCGCUUCGUCUACUGCGCAGCCACGAUCUGCUACAUCCUGGAUCUAUGGGAUGCCAUCGACAUUGAGGCAAUGACUCGCUUCAUCUAUGCUUCGCAGUCUUACGACGGCGCCUUCGGCAUGGGCCCAUCCACCGAGUCUCAUGGAGGCUGCACUUACUGCGCGGUGGCGGCGCUGACCAUGCUCGGACGCCUUGCAGACCUUCCGAGCAAGGACUUAUGGCCGGAGCUUCAGCGCGGGAGCGUGGGUCUAUGGUGA